AUGAGCCGACUUUUGGGUGCCAGCGAGCGGCUAGGGUUUCAGCUGAGCAACGGCUGUUUCGUCUGGUGGGAAGUAUCCUACAUCGUGCGGCGGUGGCAGAGGGAGGAUCUUCUCCAGAGGAGCUCCUUGGCUCUGCGCUGCAGCGGCAUGGUUUUCUCGCUGCUUGCUUUCGUUAUAAUGGUCGGCAACAAGCGAGAUUGGAGAGAUUUCGAUAAAUAUGAAGAAUACAUGUAUGUGGUUGUGACAAAAAAUUUGUACACCGAAUUUCAAGCUUUCUGGCAGGUUUACCAACUUUCGACCGGUAGAGAGAGUCAACAACAUUGGCAUAUUCACGAUGACACCCCUUUUCUGCCAUUUCCGUCGGAGCUCAAUAGCUGGCACGCCCAGGGGUACGACGACUACCUGGUCACCGAGAAGCCGCACUUCUUCUUUGGAUUGUUUGAGUCUAGCUGCGGCCUCUGGUCGUCGCCUGCAUGUAUGGAAUUUCUGUCGGGAAAUUUUGGCUGGGCACCGCCUAUUUGUUGUAUGGGGCUUCAAUUCUGA
Molecule: messenger RNA, 543 nt
Organism: Striga hermonthica
Lineage: Eukaryota; Viridiplantae; Streptophyta; Magnoliopsida; Lamiales; Orobanchaceae
Source: the annotation of a GenBank genome assembly